GGCGCCAGUGUGUGUGGCUCGCCGUCUGGCUCUUCCUCUGUUGUGUUUGCUUAUGUUGUUUUUUAUUGCUAGAGUCAACUCUCUUUUAAUGUACAAUCGCCAAAAACUGUUGGACCUCCGACUAGUUGCCAGUGAUCUUACCAAUGCAACUUAUAAUGGACAUAAGGCGUUACCUCCAUUCCUGUCUGGGAUACCAGCUAACCUUUGUCGGACCCUGGCCCCAGCCUCACGGCGAAAGCGUUUCAGAUGCCGGGGCAAACGUAGCGGUCUACUCGUGAAACUUAAGGCGUACUUGGUGCGCUCCUCCCCGGCUUCUUGGAACGAACGUGGAUCUGUACCUUGUCAUGCCUUUUCUCCGUGCUCUCUGGAGCCCAUCGAUGCCUGACUGGUGCCCGUUGUUGGCUCGGAUCAGAUGUCCCAGCCGCGAAAGAUUUUCCCUCAUCUUCGUCGGCGCGGUGCGAACCUACAGAACUUGCGGCCACUGCGUCGGGUCUCGCUGUCAGCCACGAACACGCUGACCUCCACCAGACAAAGAUGACUCAAUCAGUUACUGUGACAACAAUGAGUAGUGUGGAGUCCACAACCAUUAAUACCACUGAGAGUCUGUUCCUGGACUCCCCGUUUCGUUAUGUGCUCAUCCCGGUUUUCUACAUCAUCUUCUUCAUCCUGGGCUUCAUCUCUAACCUCUACGUGCUGUUUGUCCUGCGCUGUCUUAGUCAAGCCAAGGCCAUGGGAGAAAUUCACAUCUACAUGACCAACUUGACCAUCGCUGAUCUUCUGUUUGUGUGUGCUCUUCCCUUUUGGAUUGACUACUAUAUGCGUGAGGGAGACUGGGUUUAUGGAGACGUCAUGUGCCGGCUGACAGGCACCUUCUUUUUCAUCAACACCUACGGCACCAUCCUCUUCCUUUCAGCCAUCAGCAUCAACAGAUGCUGGGCGGUGACUCGGCCUCUGGACGCAGCCUCGUCAAACCACAGAAUUCGUGGAAUCAUUGUUUGUAUUUGUAUCUGGGUGUUUGUUGUGGCAAUGUCUGUUCCUUUUCUGGUGAGUCCAGGGAUCAACGUGCACCGUAAAAACAACACUGACAUACGUCGCUGUUUUGAGGGAUACCAGGGAGAAACUAAUGACAAGAAGAAAAAAGUGGCUGUCACUCAUUUUCUAAUAAUUGGAUUGUUUUUUGUUGUCUUUUUACUCAUUGUGAUGUGCAAUUUCCUUAUUGCUCGAAUUCUAGUUUGUAAAAAUUCUCCUCAGUCGGAAAGUCAGUCUUCAGGAACACAGUCUAAAAAGCCCACUGUGACAUCCAUAUUCAAACGGCCCACAGGAGUAAAACGGAGGGCUCUCCAGAUGUUGCUGGCAGUGGUGGGAGUGUUUGUUCUGUGUUUCCUGCCACACCACAUAGUUCAAGGCCCCUGGGUUCUGGCAGUGCUGGAGAUCGAAGACGGCUUCGGCCACGUGAAAUACAGCAAGACCACUCGUCAGUUGCUGAACGACGCUCAUCAGAUCACUCUGGUUCUUAUGGGCCUCAACUGCAUUUUGGAUCCUGUAGUUUAUUAUUUUGCCACAGAGAAGUUUAGAGGACUCAUCAAGGCCCACAUUAAAAAAUUAAUCACAUUUACCCAACCUCGGAGCUACCACUUCAACCAGCCUGCAUCACCUGUUUGGACUCCGGUAGCAAAUCAGAGGCCUCAUAGGAAACCCACAAAGGCUGGGGUGGAGGACCAAAGUCAACAUGGUGGGAGGAACUCAGUGGUUAUUUUAUAAAGUAUUUUCAAAAAUCUUGAACCAAACCACAUCUCAGAUAAGAUUCUCUCCAUUUCAUGACAGAGAUGAAAUGGAGAGCAUGUCCACAUUAAAGGUUGGAGAGGCUUGUUAGCCUUAUUCUAGGAAUUAUACUCCGGAAUCAGGGAGAGGAGGAUAUAUGGUGUUGUGUGCUUAUACACGUGGAAUUAACCAUUUACCACAGACGGAGGCUGGUGCUGCUUAAAACUACAGUGAGUCAGAGCGGUGGUUCACGCAGUUCACAAUCCACUGUAUAGAGCCUUCAUGAAAGACUCCCCUACUGUGCUUUUAUUAGUCUCUACCUCCAUCAUGUGGUUUACAUGCAGUAUUACUCACUUAUCUCAGUGGCUGUAAAGAAAGCAGUGUGAUCUUCAGACUGCACUAACAUCCCGUAGAGAUGUGGGAUCAUUCUGAGAGUCAACAUCCAAAGAAGUUUUGAAGAAACAUGGAAACUAUUCCUGAAGAUUACUUAAAGAGUAUUUAAGGUGUAUUAAAGAAUAAUUGUGGUAUUGUAAAAUAUUAACUUUUGCUGUUGUUAGAAUUAUGGACACUCGUGUUUUGCCUUUUAUGCUGUAUUUUCAUGCAUAUUUGCACAUACUUCAAUUAACCUCUGCCCUUGUCCAUCUUCUUUUUCAAAAUAUAAGGAAACAAGGGGUAGCUCAAGACUUUUCCACAGUGUUGUACCUAUUGACCUAUACCUCUAACUGACCUGUACCAAUAACUGGUUUUAAUAUAAAUACAAUAAAUUUGUCAUUUAUGACACAUCAUCUUGUGGAAGUUGUUCUCUCUGAAAUUUUUGUAAAUAAAAACAUGAAAUCAAA
Molecule: messenger RNA, 2600 nt
Organism: Neolamprologus brichardi
Lineage: Eukaryota; Metazoa; Chordata; Actinopteri; Cichliformes; Cichlidae
Product: platelet-activating factor receptor-like
Biological process (GO): G protein-coupled receptor signaling pathway; chemotaxis
Cellular component (GO): membrane
Molecular function (GO): platelet activating factor receptor activity; G protein-coupled purinergic nucleotide receptor activity
Source: RefSeq, a predicted model, not a curated record